Molecule: messenger RNA, 1432 nt
Organism: Solanum lycopersicum (tomato)
Lineage: Eukaryota; Viridiplantae; Streptophyta; Magnoliopsida; Solanales; Solanaceae
Source: RefSeq, a predicted model, not a curated record
UCACCCAAAUUUUCACUCAAAUAAUGUUUGCCAAGAAUAUUUAGAAAUCUAUGGCCAAACGCUAGCAUAGAAGUGUCUUGUGGGCAUGCACUUGACUGGCAUUAUAUGAAUUUAGUAAAGGAAAUUAUGGUCUUAUUAGCCUGGAAGAGUCAUAGUGAGAAGAGCAUUGGUAAGUAACAAUCUGCCAAAAAAAUUUAGUUACUUUUUCAUAAAUAAAAAUACAAAUAAUAAUAUUUAAGUUUCCAAUUUAUGUACUACUUUCCAAAACGUGUUCUUUUCCAUAAAUAAAAACUCAAAAUAUUAGUUACCAAAAAAAAAAAAAGCAUUUAAAGUUCCCAAUUUAUAAAGUAUUUUCAAAACGUGUUCUCUUUUCCAUAAAUAGAACUCCAAAUAAUAUUUGAAGUUUCCAAUUUAUGUAGUAUUCCCCUAAAAACGUGUACUUCUCUAAAUUCCCCCCCAAGUAUUUCCUUUUUUAAUAUAGAAACUCACUAAUCCUUUUCCUAAUCAGUUUAGGUUUGAUAGUAAUAUUAUAAAUAAACUUGAAAUGGAGUAAGUCUCCCAUUAGUAAAAAAAAAUAUAUUCGUUUCUUCUUCUCUCAAAAAUUGCAAUAUGUUUCCAACAGAGUUUGUAUGCCAUGACUGCUCCAACAACUCUUUUGUUAGCGUUGAACCAAUUGUUUCUUCUUCUUCUUCUUCUUCUUCGUUACCCUAUUUAACCAUUCACUUUAAUUUCCGUGUACUACACCAAUGUUGGUAUAUAAGACCUAAUGAUCAUGAAUUCGUACACCUAGGUGGAACAUGGGACCCUUCAACCAAGUCGACCCAAAUUAUUAUUCAUCUUUCCGAUAUCAUGUUCUAUGAGAAACUCCAUCACGCUAUAUCACAACUGUUAAUGGACAAGUUUGAAGAUCAACAACACGUUAUAGUUGAAGAAACAAUUCGUAAGUUGCAAGGGAUUGAUAUUACUUCUGAGAUGUCAGAGGUAUGUGUGGACGUGGACUUACAGAUUGAUCACUGUUGCGAUGGUAGAAUUUUGUCAGCAUUGGAAGAAUCAUCGUCCGUGGAUGGAAUGGUACCGGCUAGUGAAUCAUCAAUAGAGUUGCUAGAGCCGAUGGAAGCCGAUGAAAGAAAUAGCAACGAUGAGUGUUUGAUAUGUCUAGAUGAGCUAGGUGAGGAAACUGAUGUACUGCGGUUGCCUUGCUCUCAUAUGUUUCAUGCUGAGUGUAUUACAAAGUGGUUACAAAAUAGCCAUUACUGUCCGCUUUGCCGCUUUGAGAUGCCAACCGAUUAGACGAACACUGCCUAAAAGAUCGAACUAUCUAAAGCCAAGAACAAUUUUGUAGCUAAGUUGAUAUUCUUUCAUGUAUAAUGUAUGCAGUAGUACUACACUGAACCAAAAAAAUGGUGUAUUAUAAAAAUAUUUGUUGGAAUAA